This is a messenger RNA of Procambarus clarkii (red swamp crayfish), 2475 nucleotides long. The record is from RefSeq and is a predicted model, not a curated record. Lineage: Eukaryota; Metazoa; Arthropoda; Malacostraca; Decapoda; Cambaridae.
AUGAAUAAUUUGCUCCUCUGUAUCAUUGCAACAGCUGGAGAAGGCGAUGACAGGGACAAGAAACCUCCAACACGAGAUCCUCUGAUUCGUGUAGGGAAGCCUUUCUACGGUCUGUAUCUGGAUAUUGUGGAUCGCUACUCCAAGUAUCUCUCGGAUAUUACAGAUGGAUUUAAUGUACAAGUGCUGGCUGCAACCAUUUUCAUAUUUUUUGCUAUUAUGUCAACUGCCAUCACCUUCGGUGGAAUCUAUAGUUUCCAAACGAAUAACUACAUUGGAGUCGGGGAAUGCCUCCUCUUGUCCUGUGUGAAUGGAGUCAUCUUCGCCCUGUUCGCCGCCCAGCCACUGCUUGCUGUCGGCCCCACGGGUCCUCUGAUGAUAUUCGACAUGAGUCUCUAUCAAUUCGCUCAGAUGAAUGAAUUUGAUUUCCUGUCCAUGAGGGUGUGGAUUGGCCUCUGGAUGACGAUCAUUGGAGUAGUAUUUGUCGCAUUCGAAGGUGUCGUUGUCGUGAGAAAGUUCACUAGGUUCACAGAGGAGAUCUUCGCUUUGAUGACAAGUCUUAUCUUCAUCUACGAAGCCUGUACACAAAUAGUAGGGUUCUUCAGGGACCAUCCACUCUUGUCAGCAUAUAACUGCCAAGAAGGCGUUCUGUCUAAAAGACCGGAUGAGGACUUGAACGACACAGAUGUGUGGUUGAACACCACUGGCGGAGACGAACUAACACCGGCAAGAGUCUCCCCUCAGCCCAACACCGCUCUCCUCUCCCUCAUCCUCAUGCUGGGAACCUUCACCAUUGCCACUAAGCUCAAGAAGUUCCGUAACUCAAAGUUCUUAGGAAGAAGUUUACGCCGAGGUCUGGGGGAUUUUGGUGUGCCAAUCGCCAUUUUUCUCAUGGUGCUGCUGGACUACGUCAACAAAGACACAUUCACCGACAAACUAACAAUGCCUGAAGGCCUUCAGCCCUCCAACCCUGAUAUCCGCGGCUGGAUAAUUAACCCGCUUGGGCAGGUGAAGCCCCUACCAGUGUGGUGCAUGUUCGCUGCGGGGCCCGCCGCCCUCCUCGUCUUCUUCCUGGUCUUCCUCGAAGGAAGCAUCUGCCAUCUGAUAUUGAGUAAACCAGAGCGCAAGAUGGUGAAAGGAACAGGCUUUCACUUGGACCUUGUACUGUCGUGCUUCAUCAACCUGAUGUCUGGCCUCCUGGGGGCUCCCUUCAUGGGCCCGGCGUGUAUCAGGACUGUGGCUCACGUCGCCGCCCUCACCGUUACCAGCCCUGCUCGCUCUCCUGGACAACCGCCCCAGGUGGAAGGUGUUAGAGAGCAACGAGUGAGUAGUCUCGUGGUGUCAAUUUUGGUUGGGUUGGCUGUCCUUCUCUCCGAUUCCUUGAACCUGGUGCCAAAGGCAGUGUUGUUUGGUGUCUUCCUCUACAUGGGUAUUGCCUCCACUGCUGGCAUUCAUUUCCUGGAGAGGACUGUUCUCAUGUUUAUGCCAGUGAAGUACCACCCUGAUGCACCCUUCGUUAAGAAGGUUCGCACAGUGAAGAUGCACAUCUUCACGACAGUGCAACUGAUAAUGCUUGGUGUCUUGUUACUGGUGUUGAAGUCCCCAGUCGCCCUCGUUCUGCCUUUUGUCCUCAGCCUGCUUGUUCCUCUAAGGCUCUACAUACUGCCUAUCAUUUUUACAAAAUCGGAGCUCAGUGCUCUUGAUGGCACAGACGCUAAUACCACAGACGAUCAUGAAGAACCAGACUUCUACGAGGCGCCACACUCGCUCCCUGUCCAGGCCAUCCACGAGCACCAGAGCCAAGACUCUGGUGGUCGAUAUACAGAUCAAUAAAAUAGAUUACCCUGUGAGUGAGGGGUGGGGGGGGGGGAAGUGGGGACAAGAGAACAUUUUUAGUUUUUUAUACAUAUAUAUUCACUCCUGGAGCUACUUCCUCAGAUUCCAGUAUGGCUCCAAAUGUAUUAAUGUCUUCCUUCAGUACCGUCCGUGGCCUUAUCACAUCACUUUGAAUAGUUUUUAAUAUUUCACUUUUAUAAAUAGUUUUAUUAUUCAGUUUUCAUUACUUUUCGCAAUAACUCAUUUUCUGUGAUAACUAUAUUAGUCAUUACAGUGCUUAGCAGACGUGUGUCAUAUAGUAUUACAGACCACGGGGUCUAGUCUUAUGUAUAUUUCAUUUUAAUCAUUAUACUUACCAUUUCAAGUCUCAUACACAUUCUCUACAAAAUGUUUGAAUAUAAAUUUAAAAAAAUAAAGACAAGGGAGUCAGUCACAUAAUAAUUUAAUCUUGUGCAUUCAAAAAUCAACAAGACUUUUUUUGUUAUUACUAGCAUGACCUUUUGUGCAUGUAUAAACGUAAAUAAACCGCUUCUUAACUCUCAUGCAAAAUGUUGCCACUUUCAAGCCUCAUGAACUGAUACCAACGUGUAGCAUCCCAUGUCCUGUAAUUAUAAUUCAUAAUUAAGAAAUGUAUUUUUUAUA